Prionailurus viverrinus (fishing cat) is the source of this 1743-nucleotide messenger RNA. RefSeq names its product ribosomal protein L22 like 1 (gene RPL22L1). Lineage: Eukaryota; Metazoa; Chordata; Mammalia; Carnivora; Felidae. The record is from RefSeq and is a predicted model, not a curated record. Bases 40 to 369 code for a protein of 109 amino acids. The transcript is spliced from 4 exons. Gene Ontology annotation, cellular component: ribosome. Gene Ontology annotation, biological process: cytoplasmic translation. Gene Ontology annotation, molecular function: RNA binding; structural constituent of ribosome.
CCUGUAGCUUUCUCUCUGAUCCCACGGUUGGCCUCCAACAUGGCGCCUCAGAAAGACAAGAAGCCUAAGAAGUCAACCUGGAAAUUUAAUUUGGACCUUACUCAUCCAGUAGAAGAUGGAAUUUUUGAUUCUGGAAAUUUUGAACAGUUUCUACGGGAGAAGGUUAAAGUCAAUGGAAAAACUGGAAAUCUGGGGAAUGUUGUUCACAUUGAACGCAUCAAGAAUAAAAUCACAGUUGUUUCUGAGAAACAGUUCUCUAAAAGGGAUAGAUGUGUUGAUACGUUCAGAGAUGCACAUGAAAAGUGUUUUGAACUUCCUAAUAGCCUGCGUGAAUGGAAAAUAUAUUCAGUAACUGGGCCAAUUACUUAGGCUGGUUGUCAGUAAGCAUAAAUUUUUGCUGGAAUAUAGGCUCCUGUCCAGUACAUUAUAGUCCCUGAAAUCCAAGUUAUAUAUAAACUUUAAUGAUGUUAGAUGAUUUAAUAUUAGAAUAUGUUGCAAGAAACGUGUCUAAUGUGUAACUGGAAAGUAAUGUCUCAAUUUGCCUAAUGUAAAUGUUUUCAUAUAUAUAAGUAAUUUAAAGGUUUUGGUGGUUGGUUUAGUAUAGGCAGGUAGUCAGAGGUUCAUUUAAUUUACUCAACAAAUUUAUAUGGUAGCACUGUUGUAGGAUUGGAUAGCCCAGCAGUGGGCCAAGAAGCCAAGUACCUACCACCAAAGGAGCUUAAAUUCUAGUGGAGACAGUGAAGUGCAGUAUUAAGUAGUUGAGAAGUGAAGCUGAAGACAACAAACUUAAUGUGAGAAUAGAGGAGAUGGUAGUGGCUUGGACUAAAGUAGUGACGCUUGUUAGCUGUUUGGUUAAUCAUUAGGGAUUCAGGGGUGAAAACGUAAUAUUCUCAGGGAUCUUAUAAUAGGCACAUAAUUGUAAAAUGCAGUGCUAUAAUAGCUGUGUUGAAGGUAGAGAUCGGGCUAAGAAUUUGCAGAGAACCUGAGAUCAGCAGUGUUGCCAGUCGAAUGAUGUAAUUCCUGCCAGAGGGACCGGCAUUAAGAAAGAAAAACAGAAGCUUGAGGAAUGCUUGGUAGUUCAGAAUUACCGUAAAGCAUAAAUGGAAGAGAGUGGCUGGAGUGAUGAAAUAAGACCAUGCUGAAAGUUUUUUGUAAGAACUGAGCCAUAUGCUAGUUGCAGGUGUGCUGAUCUUUUAGGUUCAUCUAUUUUGAGAGAGGAGGAGAGAGAAUCCCAAGCAGCCUCCACCAGGCUCGAUUCCAGAACCCUGAGGUCAUGACUGGAGCGAAAUCAAGUCAGUUGUUUACCUGACUGAACCACCCAGGCACCCUAACGAGAUUAUGUAUUUAAUUAAAACGUAAUCUUGUUAUGGCAGUAAAACUGAAGAGCAAGCUACUGUGGCUCUCUCUUUAGCUUCAACAUAAAGGACAUUUAUUUUAGGGAGGUGGGGGAAUAGGGUUUGUAGGACAUGAACUGAUUCUAAUUGGGGUUGAGAAGCUGCCUAAUUAUUCUUCUGUCCCCAGCAACCUUCCACAGUGUUUGAUACAAAUGAAAUAUUUUGGAGGGAACAUUAAAGAUGAAUACAACUGCAUGUCUUAUAUGAUAAUCCUGUGCGUGGUAGAUAAUUAUGUUUCCUAGUGAAAUUCAUGUUUUUAUCUUACAGGUAUUUGAAAUAUCUUACCAAGAAAUACCUUAAGAAGAACAAUCUUCGUGAUUGGCUACGUGUGGUUGCAUCUGACAAGGAG